This is a messenger RNA of Varanus komodoensis (Komodo dragon), 7180 nucleotides long. RefSeq names its product ceramide synthase 6 (gene CERS6). Gene Ontology annotation, molecular function: DNA binding; sphingosine N-acyltransferase activity. Gene Ontology annotation, cellular component: membrane. Lineage: Eukaryota; Metazoa; Chordata; Lepidosauria; Squamata; Varanidae. The record is from RefSeq and is a predicted model, not a curated record. The transcript is spliced from 10 exons. The coding region runs from base 183 to 1343 and encodes 386 amino acids. Gene Ontology annotation, biological process: ceramide biosynthetic process.
GGGGUUGGGCGCGCCUUCAAGAGCCGCGGCGGCGCCUCAGCCGUCGGAUUUAAGGCACGAUAAGCCGGGCACACGCACGCUUGCGCGCGGCGGAGCAUCCUUCUCGGCGGCAUCGGCUAGCGGGGCAGAGAGGCCGGCAGAGCGGCGGCGCAGCGGAGCCGUGCGAGGCAGACAAAGCAAAGAUGGCAGGGAUCCUCGCCUGGUUCUGGAACGAGAGGUUCUGGCUGCCACACAAUGUCACCUGGGCGGACCUGAAGAGCACCGAAGAGGCCACCUUCCCUCAGGUGGAGGAUCUCUACCUCGUCUUCCCCGUGGCCUUCUGCAUCUUCAUGAUCCGCGUGGUCUUCGAAAGGUUUAUAGCCAAGCCAUGUGCCUUAGGCCUAAAAGUUCAGGCCAAUGGACCACAAAAAGCUCAGCCGAAUGCUAUUCUCGAAAAGGUCUUCACUGCAAUUACAAAGCAUCCAGAUGAGAAGAGGCUGGAAGGGCUGUCGAAGCAACUGGACUGGGAUGUGCGCAGUAUUCAGCGCUGGUUUCGGCAGAGGCGCAAUCAGGAAAAGCCAAGCACUCUCAGAAAAUUCUGCGAGAGCUCGUGGAGAUUUACAUUUUAUCUUUACAUAUUCACCUAUGGUUCCCGGCUCUUGAAAGAGAGUCCCUGGCUGUGGAGCACCAGGCAGUGCUGGAUUGGAUAUCCCAAUCAGCCACUUACACCUGAGCUUCAUUACUACUACAUAGUUGAGCUGUCAUUCUAUUGGUCUCUCAUGUUCUCUCAGUUCAUUGACAUCAAAAGAAAGGAUUUUGGCAUCAUGUUUACACAUCAUAUCAUAACAAUCAUGUUGCUAACCAUCUCCUAUACAGUCAAUUUCACACGCGUGGGGAGCCUGACUCUGUGUCUUCACGAUGUAGUUGAUGCUGUAUUGGAGGCAGCCAAAAUGGCAAACUACUGCAAGUUUCAAAGACUGUGUGAUUUCUUCUUCCUCGUGUUUGCUAUUGUUUUCAUUAUUACAAGGCUUGGAAUAUAUCCUUUGUGGAUACUGAACACAGUGCUGUUGGAAAUGCCAGAAAUAGUUGGCAGCUUUCCUGCCUUGUCGAUCUUUGCCAUUCUGCUUUUGACUCUUCAAGUUCUCCACUGCUUCUGGUCCUAUCUAAUAGUAAAGGCAACCUAUAAAGCUAUUGUAAAAGGCAAGGCAAGAGAUGACCGAAGUGAUGUUGAGUCUAGUUCAGAUGAAGAACCCUCGACUCCUGUUUCAAAGAACUCCCAUAGUUCAGCCACUACCAAUGGGAUGAGUGGAGCAAAUGGAACAAAUGGGUAUCUCACCAGUGGCAAUUCUGCAGAAGAACACUAAUUCCUGGAUGCACGAACAAAAUGAUCUGUUUGCUACUGGAAGUAAAUGAGUUGUGAAUGCUGGGUUUGGGUUUUGUUUCUUUCCCUUUUUUCCCCUUUCCUUAUUCUUUUUCUCAGCAUUGGAGGAAAAAAACACACUUGGAGUAUCUAAAGCUUCUGAUCGCGCACUGCCGUAUUUCCUGUUUGUGAAUUACAGCGCCGCACCAUUUUAUGUAUGUAGGCAUGCUGUAUGUAUAUAUACAUGACCUGAUGGGAGCAGUAUUUUCUUCUGUAAACUUUGAAUUUUAUUUUUUAUCUUAUCUGGGGGUGGCUUGCAGACGAAAGGGAACUUCCUCUGGAUACUCCUUUGGACUUCAUCAGGACGAGGGUUUGCCAGGUGUAACGGUGUGUCCCUUCUCCGUGCUUGGUUUCUCUAACAAGUAUGUUUCAUUGCAGGUGCCUGCUUGAAUGUCUUCUGCAGUGGGGCUAUAGGAGUUCAUCUCCCAUUCUGGGCAUUUUUCCUGCCUUUUUUCUUGCUCUUUCCUUUUUGCUGAAGGAGGCUGACUUUAGAAAUUGCCAGUACAAUCACAAGUGGCCACUCCCUCACCCCACCCUCAGUGUGAAGUUAUAAAGUCGUGCAUUGUUAUUUUUACAUUGCCUCUAAUGGGGUCAGUUUGACAGUUCAUAUUAAACCAUAGUUACUGUAAAAUAAGAUUUAGGAUUGCUUUAAAUUCCAUAAUUGAUGGCAAAUUGGAUUGGUCUGAGCAAAUGCUCAAACUAUGUUUACACUAAGCAUGAUGAACUCAUCCUGCAGAAUGUUCCUGCCUUGCAGAUUUAACCCCAAUUUGGUUUAUAAACAUUUUGUAUAGAUUUCAGGCUGAUGUCAUUCAAAAAAGUUUUUCUUUCAUUUCAGAAGAAACAUGCUUGGUUGGGUCUCUCGACAUGUGUACAAAAUUGGAUAUUUGGGUAAUUAGAACUAGAGUCAAGAAGACCAGAAUCAGAAAAGUAUUGCCCAUUAGUAUUAUCCAUAAAGUAGACCAUAAACAGAGUAUUGGAAAAGAUUAGACUGCCAAAACCUAAUUCUCUCAGACAGUAUUUAACCUGUGUCUAGACCAUACCACUUCGACCAUAGUUGGAGUAUCAGUUGGUGGCUUACCAUGUUAUACAAAAAUAUUUCAUGUAUAUAGAAUCUAGAUGUCAGGAGAGGAGUUCAGAAUAUUCUGGCAUAGAACUCUUCUUUUGACUUAUGCCAGUCUUCUAUGUGCAGAUCAUUGUGUUGUAAACAGGAGCAUUAAAUCAUGUACUGCUUUGUUGUGGUACAGUCUUGACACAGGUUUUCUGUCUUGUAAUCGGUUUGUAAGAAUGUGGACUUACUGCCUGAGGUUUCUUUCAAGUGUAUGCAAAUAAAUUCCUUGAGGAUGCGGCCCAUUAGGUGCUGCUUCUUACAAACUUUCCUUGUUCUCUGAAGCUUAUGUGCUGAGUAAAUUGUGUGAAUCCGGCUCAUACGUAAGAUCUGUUUUUAGGGACUGAGGAUGGUGGUUUGGGUCUUCCAAGUCCCUCGAUUUCAGUGUGGGCGAUGCCUUGUCUAGUACAACUCUGGCGGUGUUCCACACAAUUGAUGGCUACAUGAGUCUCAUGCUAGUCUCCUUCCACAGUCAGGGGGAGGAAGAGAGAGUUUCCCAGUUAUAGUUCCCCUAGAGAUAGUUGCUAUAUCUGGUGCCAUUAAGUCCAACCCAGGAACAUAAAGAGAAAAACCUGCUGCUUGGAGGUGCCCCAGUAUGGAUUAGUAACAAGCAUCCAAAACCAUUUAAUAAUUAGAGAAACUAAGCUGGCAAUAGCCAUAGUCUCAUUUGCUUUUCUUUUAAAAAUGUACAUAUGGGAGUUGCUCCAAAUUAAUCGGAAAUAGCACCUUACAAGAGAAAUAUUAGUUCUUUUUUGUUUGUUUGAUUGCUUGAUUGCUUCAAUCUCUCUAUAUUUGAGGUUUCCUUAUUUCCUAGGCAAUCCCAAGAUAAAGAAAAGAUAUUUCUGUGCUUAGCAAAGCAAGUGUCAGCAGAGGAGAUAACUUUUUUCACACAAAGAGCUUCAUUCUCUGCCAGCGUUGGACACAUGUGGCAAAGACCUUCAGACAGGGAAAGGUGAUAAUCGUAAGAAAUAGGGAAGCAUCAGCUCAAAAUCAGAAGUUGACCUUUAUCAAAAACUAUUUUGAGCCACACAUCUCCUGCACCGCCCUUAAAAUUUUCUCAAGCCAUACAGUAUUUUAUCUGAAAUUAUCGUAUGCACAAGAGACUUUAGUACAGGAAAAAAUCCAUAUGCCCUAAUCAUAACUUUUACACUCACAUUACCAUUUCUUAAGUCAGCCCACACUGACUUCUUCAGUGGACUUGGGCAUGUGGGACUGGUCCUCUGAAGCCUUCCCUGGUCUGGAUUUUCAUUUGCCAUGUCCCAAAGCAUCUUGGAAUGUGCCAAGUCAUGCAGUGCGGAUGCUUUAGCAUAGUCACUUUCAUGCAUGUGAAUCCACUGGAUAAACCAACUACUUUGCAAGAUCUUUAAAGAGAAAAGUAGUUGUGGGUCUUGGCUUCCUUUAGAGCUGCCAGUAUGGAAAACAGAAAUGAAGGUGCUAAUGGAGCGAAGAAAGUGAAACUAAUAUUUUCCUGAACUGCUUCUGCAUUUGAGCUGAACAAAUGGGAAGUGCCUGUUGCAGGGAUGGGGUUCAAAAAGAAUCCUAACACCACCACAGGUAUCAGACAGAGCUUCACCACCACAACAGUUUCUGUUGCUCAUCCCACAAUGUUGUUGCAGCUACAUCAUGGUGCAGCUCUUGUCUUUGUCCCAGAAAGCUAGGCUGGAGUCCUCAGCAUAGCAGAGUUUGACUGGGCUCAAAUGAGGUGCUGGAUGUGGGCUGGGAUAAAAUCGUAUUGUCGGAAUCGAGACACAUGAGUAGAAUCCAGUUUUUCGUUGCCAGGAGACAUGGAUUGAGGGUGGGGGCUUGCAAAAUGCAGAAUGGCAUGGCUCAGGAAGGAAUUCUGGACAGAAUUUUUAGCUUUGUUUUAAAGUGAGGAUGCAGUAAGACUGACAGCUACCAACAUUAAACAUGGAUUAGUUACGGAGAAAUGCACAGUGAUGGAGUUAGUGGGAGGCAGCCUUCUGAGCAUUGCUUCAAAGAACAGAAAACCUGUUACAAAGCAUGCUUUGAAGUGAGUUGGACUAUAGCCUGGUGCCAACAGCCUAAUAUAAAUAGUUGGAGGUAGAAUAUUAUCUAAGCUCAAACUACAGAUGUUCUAGCAUGCAGGUAGCCCAGUAUAUCCUGCAAGGAGAGUUUCUCCAUUCACUUUAAAGGAUUGAAUUGAAUGGGAAUGCUCCUGCAUGCUCAUAAGCUCAGUGUUUGCUUUCCACUCUUGUGCCUGCAAGGAGCCACUGGAUCCAAGCAAAAAUAAGUAAUCAAUUUCCAUAAAAAACCCGUUCAGAAAUAAUUGACAUUCAAUUUCCUGGAUUAGUUAGUACUGUCAAACUUUUUAUGUGUUUCGAACUCUUGUUAGUGAAAACUCUUUGGUCCUUCUUUAGCACUAGAAUAAGAGAUGCUGUGACUACAAUGUGUAGAGUAGGAAAAAAUGAAGAAAAGCAAGUGUGUGGAAGUGAGUAGCCAUUAGCUAUACUGGAUGUUUUAUUAGCCAGCCCUGAGAUAGGAAAGUAAGAUCCAUUGUUGUGUAUAUUUAUUCUGUUAGUUAUUGACAUGGAACACACUGAAUAAAGACAUUGUGUGUGUUUUAUUUAAAAGAAAAAGACAGAAAAUUGGAUGACUGACUGGAAGCUAGUCUCUUCAGAUGAAAAUGGGAAUUUGCUUGCAUUCUCCAUCCAGACUGUAGAGUGCCAGAUGGAAAAUGCCAAAAAGAAAUAUAAAUAUAUCCUUGUUGUUAGUUUUGACUUAGCUCAACAAAUUAUUUAUUUUUUUCUCUUUGUUGUGCAGUUAGCUUGCUGUUUCUAAUUGUAUUUACAUCAGAAAGUUGGUUCGCAUAAGACCUGGUGAGCAGACUGCAACUGCGGCACGAUACAGGGGAGACACGGGUCUUGGAUUUGCGCGUGGUCCCCCACCACGGGCAGAAAUGUGAAUGGGACCAGGGGCUGGCACGUGUAGCUAUGUCAGAAGGCUUCCACCAUACCUCCCGCCACUUUUUUCCAAGGACCCUUGAGUGGGGCUUGCUCACAUAGCUGCCUGUGUGUCUAAACCCUGGUUUGCAUUUGAAGUACUGCAUGCCCUGGAAGGGAAAGAACAUGCGGCCAGAGUUGACCUCUCUACCCUGUCAUGUGCAUAGUCUACACACCAGUGCCCUCUGUGAGCUAGCCCAGCAUUUGUUUGCUUCUGGGGGAGAUACUGAAGAUCGGUUGCUAAUGAUGUGCACAGAAAGCUUGGCUCUUUUUCGGGAGCAUUUGCAUGGCAUGCUUUGCUCCCUUCUGCUGUCAUGCAGUGAUUUGGCUUCUCGGGUUGUAGUAGCAGCUGGUGGUUGUGAUCUGUAAGGAACUAAUAGAUAUCUAAGCCCUGAGAGCCAGGGCUGGGUUUAUGGGGAAAGAAGAGUAACCGUUUGUCUUCGUGCAUUGUCAGCAUGUGACAGCAAAUAGCCAUGGAGGGCCUUCAUCAGAUAAAUGCCCUGCGAAUACUCCCUUUCCUUCCAGUCAUAACAGUCGGAGCUGAGCACAUUGUAACAAGCAAGGAACCUUUGCGUGUGUGCACUUGUGCUCACAUGCAGCAUUUUGCAAUAAAAUGAUGGACAGAUUUUUGUGUAACCAAAUGCCAGACUGUUUUGAAUGUCUUAAUCUGUACAUAGAAAGGCAUCAGUUACACAAUAUUCUGGUGGUUCAGGUUGAUCAGCCCACCUGCCAUUCACUUAGGUGCUGUAUGGCAGAGGGUUUUGAAUAUAGGGCUAUUAACGUCCAUAUUUCUCAUCUCUACACAUACACCAUUAACUUGAGCUUUCUAUAAUUCCCAUAAAUGAAAGAUGGGGUUCUUUAUCCUAUGCUCACCCCCAUUGUUAAUAUUUUGUAUUUAUUUUUAUUUAAGCACUGCCUAGUAUUACAUUUCCUCUUGUAUUAAUUACCGAAUACCAUGUCCAAUAAUAAAUUACAAGUGUUGUUUAGGCUACUAUGAGAACAACCAAAUACUCCAAAUCCAGUGUUAGAAAUCGAGUUGCCUUGAAAUCACUAAUCAAAACUUCAAAAUGACUCUUGCUAAACCAGCGAUGUGUGACUUGCACAUUCUGUUGAAUGCACUUUCCUUUGCUUUAGAGUCUUCUGGGAUGUUCCUAAAACUGCCCAUUUUUAGCUUGGCAUUUUAAAAACAGUUCUCUUGGGAUUUUAGAAACAUUACUCAGCACACAUUUCUUGCCCUAAUCCUAACAGUAAACCGGAGUGCCUGACUCCACUUACACUUAGACAACAGCCUCCGGUUAUUUUAAUGGAAAGGGUGUGUGUGUGUGCUGACAGUAUUUAUUUGAACCUCCAUUUUAGCUGAAUGCUAUAGCGAUAGCAGGAUAUAUUCUAUUGAUAAUGAUCAUCUCAGAAAGAAGUGUGGAGCACACCCGUCUGGUAUGCCAGAGGGGUUCUGCCUGUGCACAAAGUUCUAAAUGCCUUAAAUAAUAACCAUCAUUCUGUGCUCUGCAUGGGGGGUCAGGUCAGGACGAAAUGGUGCAAUUUUUCAUCUGUGUUUUCAAGACAAUCUAGCAGUCUGAGCAACUCUUUCAACGAUGAUAACUGACUGGUAUAUUUCAUUGUCAGAAAUACAGCAAUGUGUUUAGCCUUGGAUUUUGCUUCUGUUCCCCCAUCCUGUUUUUCUUUCCUGAAAUAAAGAAAUUCCACUUCUUCCUGGAA